Molecule: messenger RNA, 1203 nt
Organism: Rotaria sp. Silwood1
Lineage: Eukaryota; Metazoa; Rotifera; Eurotatoria; Philodinida; Philodinidae
Source: the annotation of a GenBank genome assembly
AUGGGUAUCAUCAUCAGUCUUUGCUGUCCUUGUUGUCACAAAACAGUGAAGAAAUACAACAGUAGUGAUUAUGGACCAACACGUAGUGGUACUAAUUCAAAUUAUCCAUACAAUGGUACCGAUCAUUCACCAGCAUCAUAUGAUAAUAAAAUUCAUGUUUCGGAAAUCUAUGGAAAUCAUUCUGAUGUUGAACUUGCACCGUCUGAUAAUCCAACAACAUCGACAUAUUUUGCAUCGAUGCUUCAACAAACAAAAGAAUCUACACAACAAUCAAUAUCAAAAAUUCUAAAUAAUGAUAUAAUUUUAUCAAUAAAAGAUCGAUCACCAUUAAAUCCACCACUAUCAAUAUCAUCAAAUCGUACUAAUUAUCAACGUGAUAUAUUACAAAAACAUUCAAAUUCAUGUUCAACUAUUUAUGUUGAUGAUUCAACUGUUUCACAACCAAAUUGGAAAGCUAUGAUUAAAUGUGUUAGUAUUGCUAUACAUUCACAUAUUGUACAUCGAAAAUCAAAUAAAACAAUGAAUAUAUUUGAUGAAAAACUUCAUCCAUUAACUAAAGAUUUUGUACCUGAUGAUUAUGAUCAACAAAUACCUGAACAAAAAACAAUUUAUCGAUUUAUGAGAAUACUUUUUACGGCUGCACAAUUAACUGCUGAAUGUGCUAUUGUUACAUUGGUUUAUCUUGAACGUGUUCUAAGUUAUGGUGAACUUGAUCUAUGUCCAUCUAAUUGGAAACGACUUGUACUUGGCGCAGUUAUGUUAGCAUCAAAAGUAUGGGAUGAUCAAGCAGUAUGGAAUGUUGAUUUUUGUCAAAUACUUCGAGAUAUAACUGUUAGUGAAAUGAAUGAAUUAGAACGUGAAUAUGUUCAAUUACUUCAAUUUAAUGUUAAUGUUGGUUCAUCAAUAUAUGCAAAAUAUUAUUUUGAUUUACGACAAUUAGCUAAAGAAAAUAAAAUAUCAUUUCAAGAUGAAUUAUUAACUAAAGAAAAAGCAAUUAAACUUGAAGCAUUAUCAUUAAUUAAUAAUCGUUUACAACAAUCAUUAUCUAUAACUAAAAAUCAAUCAAAUCAAACUCAAUUAAUACCAAAUUCUAAUCAAAUAACAUCCCAACAACAGUCAUUAGUUCCACUUCUUUCAUUACGACGUUCAGCAAGUGUUGAAUUUACUCAUUCACCACGUAAAUCUCUACUUAUUAUAUCUUAG